AUGUAUUCCUCACGAUAUUUAUCCAAAGCAUUCGAGUUCCCCCCACAGUAUUGUCUCACCAGAACUGCCCUGCGAGCCGAACGAGGCUUUCGCACCACUGCCCCGGCAGCGACUCGCGUGUCCGACCUGAUCAAGAACGAUCAUCGCGAACUGGAGGAUGCCUAUAAUCGCAUUCUAAGCGUCAAAACGAAUGAUGACAAGGAACGAUGGCAGAACCAAUUCACAUGGGAGCUCGCCCGCCAUUCCAUCGGGGAAGAGCUCGUAGUUUACCCGCGGAUGGAGAAAGUGCUCAACAAUGGCAAAGCGAUGGCGGACCAUGAUCGACAUGAACAUCAAAUAGUAAAGGAAGACCUCUACAAAUUCCAAGGACUUCAACCCGACGACCCCGAAUUCAUUCCCACACUUAAAGCCCUCUGGGCCAACUUAGCACAGCACAUCAAGGAGGAAGAAACCCAAGAACUCCCGGCUCUCGAGCAUGUUCUGAGUGAAUCCGACUCUGAUAGCAUGGCGCGCUCAUUCGGUCGCACUAAGAAGUUCAUUCCUACUCGUAGUCAUCCGGCAGCACCUGAUAAGCCCCCUUAUGAGACCGUGGCUGGGCUGAUGUCGGCCCCGAUGGAUCGCUUAGGUGAUAUGCUGCGGAAGUUCCCCGAUGAAGCAAAAUCCUAA
Messenger RNA from Aspergillus pseudotamarii, 666 nucleotides. Its product is annotated as hemerythrin HHE cation binding domain-containing protein. The record is from RefSeq and is a predicted model, not a curated record. The coding region runs from base 1 to 666 and encodes 221 amino acids. NCBI's taxonomy places the organism in Eukaryota, Fungi, Ascomycota, Eurotiomycetes, Eurotiales, Aspergillaceae. The transcript has 2 exons.